GUCAGAGCGCAGCCUAAACAGGUGAAGUCAAUCCGGAAAUGAGAUGCUCCUCGUUUCAAAGAUGGUGUCUUACUGUGUACAGAGCUAACAACAACAAAAUGCAUACAAAGAAAAAUGAGCGAUAGAUACUUUACGUCAAAUCAGAAGCAACGGGACAAAUUUCUGGUAUUUUUCUGAGAACGCGUCUGAAUUUAACAGAUAUGGGCAACACAGCUGAAGGAGGAUCCUACACGGACAACCUCAUUGGGACUUUACUUGCAAUUUUUGGGAAUGUGCUUGUCAGCAUCUCUUUGACCAUUCAGAAACACAGCCAUGUGAAGUUAGCAGGAGCAAAGGACCAGCGUGCCUUCUAUCGCACUAAAACCUGGUGGUCAGGUUUUGUACUCACCUGUCUCGGGGAGUUAGCAAACUUUGUCUCUUAUGCGUUUGCUCCUCUGUCUAUUGUAGCCCCUCUCAAUGCUGUGUCGGUCCUGACAAGCUCAAUUUUGGGCUUUAUUUUCCUGCGUGAGAAAUUGAAACCGAAGGACUUUGCAAAGCAGUAUGGGCUCGUCUUCCUGGGCUACAUCUUUGUUAUAGGAGGGACAUACCUUCUUGUGUCAUUUGGACCAAACUCUCAUGAAAAACUUACAGCAGUGAACAUUGUGAAGCACCUUGUAGCCUGGCCUGUUCUCCUGUAUAUGCUCCUGGAGAUUAUCACGUUCUGCCUGCUUUUAUACUUCUACAAACGGCGCCGUGCUAACUACCUCAUUAUUAUUCUGCUGCUGGUUGCACUGCUGGGCUCUGUUACGGUCAUUACAGUGAAGGCUGUGUCAAGCAUGUUGGUUCUCACCAUCGAAGGCACCAUGCAGCUUAACUACCCAAUCUUCAGCGUCAUGUUUGUGUGCAUGGUGGCGUCAGCGAUCUUCCAAGCCAGUUUUCUCUCCCAAGCUUGUAAGCUGCAUGACUCCUCUCUCAUUGCAAGUAUCAACUACAUCUUCUCCACCUUCUUGGCCGUCUUAGGUGGAGCUGUGUUUUACUUAGAGUUUGAAAAGGAAAAUAUUCUUCACAUCAGCAUGUUUUUGUUGGGAUCUGCGUUGUGCUUCCUUGGGGUGUUUCUCAUCACCAAAACCAAGAAAAAGGCCAAGAUAUUUGAACCUUAUGUCUCUAUGAAUAUGAGCAAUGGUGUCCCGGCGAUUCACGACAAGGGCCUGGUCGUUCAGCCAGAUUAUAGUGGUUCGUUCUCCUAUGGGACUCUAGUCAACAACAAUGGAGUGGCUCCUGCUCCUCUCCCAGUCAACCUGGAAACACCACCACUUGGACCUAGAUCCACUGAUGCAUCACAUGACCAUCCUGGCAUGAAGAAAGAUUAAAAAUGAGUGCAGCUCCUGAUUCCUGAUUUAUCCAAAAAUUAAUAAUACCGAAGGACCUAAAAAGGCCACUUCCGUCUAAUAACUAUCUGUCUCUCUUAACGCCUUACAGUCCUGUGCGCGUCCUUGGAAAGCUUUCAUUUUUGGGAAGAUGUCAGCUGUAUUAAGUACAGAAAUGAGAAAAAGAAACCUGAAGAUGUCGACUGUUUUAGUGGAUUUGCAAAAUUCACUUGGGAAACAGGGACAACAGAGACAGUUUUGCACCUUUAAGCUACAUACCUUAUACUUGAUGUCAUCUUGGAUACCUCGUGAGCACACCAUGAUUAUUUAGCUAUUUUGUUCCCAUUCACUCAUUAAUGGGGCUGUACAGUGAUCUGUUCUUCCAUAGAGGGCUCAGAUUAUGGCUGUUUAUCAACCAUUACUAUAAUGUAGCUUCUCAGAAAACUUGUAAAUCAACAUUUUGGUUUUAAAUAUUUGCCUCCAGCUGUCUUCCAAGAAUAGUUUUCUCUUGUUCCUAGCAUUGCAUUGAUGCAAUGCAUCAUUGCUUUUCUUAAUAUGAUCUAACACUGCAUUGCAAGUGUCUUAAUUUAUGAUAACCUAUUUAUUAAUCUUCACUUAUAACAAGUUCUUAAUGUGCCUUGAAAUCUGGUUCUAAACUGGAUAGUUUGUGUAGGUAGUAGCUACAAACUGCAAAUAGGUGACAUUUCUGUAGGACACGUGUUAUUAAAAUGCAUCUGCAAUAUGUCAGCACCUGUCUUAAAAGUAUAGUGAGAGUAAUUUGAUAUCAGGGAAUUGAAAAAAAUAGUAUCUUAAGAUUAGUGACAAAACAGGUGUCAUGUCUGAGUACAAAAAAGGCGUUUUGGUUGUCCCUUUCAGCACCAGGUAGUUUCUGAUAGCACUUAAAAUCUAUAAAUAAAAACUGUAGUUAGUUUCUUUUUUGCACCGUGUCUGUCAAAUGUAAUUUUAUCAUUACAUGAAGUGAUUGGUUCAUAAAUGGCACUUUCCGACACUUGCCAUCUGCACAUGGAUCACUGCAUCUCAUCAGUGUUAUUUAAACAGCUAAACAAGGGCUAGAUGCUUUAACCCUGUGUUCAUGUAUGUGAUUAUUCUAGUGAUCAUUAAUGCUGUCUUCUAGUAAAAUUGGGAUGAUGUAUAUUCUUGUGUUAUAAAGUUAAUGCAGCAUUUGAUUCAUCAGAAUUGUGCUUUAUGGGUUUUCUGACACAUUUUCAGCUCUUUGUUGGCUACAGCUCUUCAUAUUU
Archocentrus centrarchus (flier cichlid) is the source of this 2605-nucleotide messenger RNA. It is a transcript of the gene nipal3, whose product is annotated as NIPA like domain containing 3. Gene Ontology annotation, molecular function: magnesium ion transmembrane transporter activity. Gene Ontology annotation, cellular component: membrane. The transcript is spliced from 11 exons. NCBI's taxonomy places the organism in Eukaryota, Metazoa, Chordata, Actinopteri, Cichliformes, Cichlidae. Gene Ontology annotation, biological process: magnesium ion transport. Bases 201 to 1349 code for a protein of 382 amino acids. The record is from RefSeq and is a predicted model, not a curated record.